UUCUCAGAACUGGAAGAGUAUUGUUUUCAUCCUCACACAUCUACCCUGUGAAGGUGUGGCAUCCCCCUGUCUGUCCUUCCCAGGCAGAUGCUGAGUCUAAGCCACAAUGAUAGGUAUAGAGCUAUAUCCAGGACGAGGGGUUUUAGUUUGGGCAAGACUUCUGAAUUGACCAAAAUUAUAGAUGCUUGAGGAGGCAGGAAAUGAAUGUCUUUAUACCUGGGAGUUAUUUUUAGGAGCCUACACUGGGGUGGUGCCUCCUGGAGAGACAGAAAUGAUAAUUGUGUUCUAGAGUGCGCAGUGGAGUGUUUGGAACCUAUCACUUAGUGGAAUAUUACCUUGCCACGCGGAUAAUUUUUGUUGUUGUUUUUAGAUAAUGCAAAACAUAGCAUUUGGUUUUCUGGUGGUCGAAUAUGAUACUUUGUUUCAUUAUCACACUCAGGGACAUCUGAGUUGAUGGAAGAAGAGGGAAGCAAGAAGCAGGGAGGGGGUAGAUGGGAACUGUCUAGUUAUACCCAACAGGAGGGCUUGCCUUAUUUUCAUGUUCCCACGAGGUACACGGCUGUGCAGCUUAAUAGUAAGUGUUGUUCACUGGUGACUUUGGGGUUUACUUAUCUACUCUGUUGAUGCAAUUAUUGAAAUGAUGGUCUUUGACUUACGUUCUGGGUACCCUCCAAACUGACUUUCUACUUCUGUCUCUCAUUUGUGAGAGACUUGUUAAAGUUAAUGCAUCAGUUAAUAGAUGUAAACAGAGCUGCUGCCGGCCCACAAGGUGCCCCUUUGUGGUGGACCACCCCUGCCAGGGCACAUGCCCUGGUAAACAGAGAGGAUUGGACUUCUGCCCCACUCACCUCCUGCUGGGCACUCUUGUGUGGCACAAUCUAUGCAACUGUGUGUGAUGCUCUUUUCUGGAGAAGUGGUUAGAACAGUCCCUGGCACAUAGUAAAUAUCACUGUUGGGGGUUAUUGUUAUUAUUUUGGUAUGAUUGAUGGUAUUGCUUUCAGGGCAGAUCAUUUUAGUACCACAAUAAUCUGGAAAUGAUGAUCCAGUGAAUUUAGUGCUUGUAGUAACAUUUGCAAAGGUAAGUGAUUCAUUUCAGGUUUCUUGUCGCACUUCCAUUGUAGUUCUCAGGUGAUAAAAAUGGCCAACACUUAGGGGCACUUACCCACAUAGCAGCUGCUCUGCUAAGUGUGGGCCAUGAGUCAUUCAUUUAAUCAGCGCAACCUAGGAAGGUUGGAAGGAAGCACACACUAUUAGUAUCUGCAGUUUACAGAAGAGAAAACUCAGGUUUAGAAGGGUGUUACUUGCCCCAGGUCGGUUUGUAAGUUCUGUGCCUCGGCCUUGAGUUCACAUUGGCCAUGUCUGGCUCUAGGACUUCAGCUCUUAACCUCUGUGCCAUCUUCAAGGAUGCGGAGAAAGGGGAGCCCUCUUGCACUAUUGGUGGGAAUGCGAACUGGUGCAGCCACUCUGGAAAACAGUGUAGAAGUUUCUCAAACAGUUAAAAAUAGAGCUACCCUUUGACCCGGCAAUCAUGCUAUAGAUAAAGGCACUCUGCUGGACACUACAAGAAUGGCAAGUUGUGGAAGACAACUUCAAAGUGGAGAGGAAAGCAUUGGAGCUGGGCAGUCCUGGGGCUUGAAUCCCAGCUCCACCACUGGCUCCUGGUCCCAUCAUUGAACAUCUACCUGUGUCUUGCCGGAACAGAGCGCCCUGCUGAUUUUCAUAAAGAAGCAUGAUUGACAUUGGCCUGACUGCACUUGGGAAUAAGACUUGAUACAGAGUCCUGGACAGACAGGGAGGAUUCAUUAAGACUAUAUCAUGAUGACACAUCCCUUUAUUGGUGAGCCAUAAAAGUUCAGAGAAAGAACACAGAAAGUUCAUUUCCCUUUCAAGGAAAGAAGCCAAGCUGUUUUUACCCAGAGGAGGAAUGAUGUAGUUACAUCCUAACCUUCUUUUCUUGUACUUACAGCAGAGAGACUCCUUGGGCCAAGGGGAAUAUUGGAAUUGGAUUUUUAAGGAAAAUUGAGAAAUAAACUAUUUGGUAAGAGGCCCAUCACCAGGGUAAUGGAAGAGGAGCCCUCUCUGGUGCAUAAGACAUAGCAGGUCCCUUGUUGUGGUCAGCUGCGCAUCUGGAAGGCGAUGAUGGGAAUGAAUGGGAAAGCUUGGAGUUUUCACUGCACUUGCUGCUGCCUGGAAGAUCAUCCUUUAGAAGUAGGCAAACUGCUCCACGUGGUGGUAGACUUCCAGGGACCAGACACACUGUAGAAAGAAAUGAAUGAAAGCAGCGUUGGGGGCCCUGAACACAUGCUGCCUGUGGUCUAGUCCAGGGAAGCCCUCCCGAGGGGCCCUGGCAUUCUGGAAUGUCACCGGGUCUGGAUGCAUGGCCGAUUCCUGAGUGACGAUGGUUCGCCGGGGGCUGCUUGCGUGGAUCUCACGGGUGGCGGUUUUGCUCGUGCUGCUCUGCUGUGCUGUGUCUGUCCUCUACAUGUUGGCCUGCACCCCGCGAGGGGACGAGGAGCAGUGGGGGCUGCCCAGGGCCAAUGGCCCCACGGGGAAGGAGGGCUAUCAGGCCGCACUGCAGGAGUGGGAGGAGCAGCACCGCGACUACAUCAGCAGCCUCAAGCGGCAGAUCGCACAGCUCAAGGAGGAGCUGCAGGAGCGCAGCGAGCGGCUCCGGAGCGCCCAGCAUCGCCCCAGCGACGCUGCCGGCCUGGGCUCCGAACCAGGGCCCCCAGAGAAGCCCCCGGCAGACCUGCUGGCCUUCCUGCGCUCCCAGGUGGACAAGGCCGAGGUGCACACGGGCGUCAAGCUGGCCACGGAGUAUGCCGCAGUGCCCUUUGACAGUUUCACGCUGCAGAAGGUGUACCAGCUGGAGACGGGCCUGACACGCCACCCCGAGGAGAAACCUGUGAGGAAGGACAAGCGGGAUGAGUUGGUGGAAGCCGUCGAGUCCGCCUUGGAGGCUCUGAACAGCCCCGUGGAGGGCAGCCCCAAUCAGCGCCCUUUCUCGGCCACAGAUUUCAUAGAAGGGAUCUACCGCACAGAGAAGGAUAAAGGCACUCUGUAUGAGCUUACGUUCAAAGGGGAGCAGAAGCAUGAAUUCAGGCGACUUGUCUUGUUUCGACCCUUUGGCCCUAUCAUGAAAGUAAAACAAGAAAAGCUCAACAUGGGCAACACACUCAUCAACGUUAUCGUGCCACUGGCAAAGCGGGUAGACAAGUUCCGGCAGUUCAUGCACAACUUCAGGGAGAUGUGCAUCCAACAGGAUGGGAGAAUUCAUCUCACCGUUGUUUACUUUGGGAAGGAAGAAAUGAAUGAGGUCAAAGGAAUACUUGAAAACACUUCCAAAGCUGCCAACUUCAGGAACUUCACAUUCAUCCAACUGAAUGGAGAGUUUUCUCGGGGAAAGGGACUUGAUGUCGGAGCCCGCUUCUGGAAAGGAAGCAACGUCCUUCUCUUUUUCUGUGAUGUCGAUAUCUACUUCACCUCUGAAUUCCUCAACACGUGCAGGCUGAACACGCAGCCAGGGAAGAAGGUAUUUUAUCCGGUCCUUUUCAGUCAGUACAAUCCUGGCAUAAUAUAUGGCCAUCACGAUGCAGUGCCUCCCCUGGAGCAGCAGCUGGUCAUAAAGAAGGAAACUGGAUUUUGGCGAGACUUUGGCUUUGGGAUGACCUGUCAGUACCGUUCGGACUUCAUCAAUAUAGGUGGCUUUGACUUGGACAUCAGAGGCUGGGGCGGGGAGGACGUGCACCUGUACCGCAAGUAUCUCCACAGCAAUCUGAUUGUGGUGCGUACACCUGUGCGGGGGCUCUUCCACCUGUGGCACGAGAAGCACUGCGUGGACGAACUGGCCCCCGAGCAGUACAAGAUGUGCAUGCAGUCCAAGGCCAUGAACGAGGCGUCCCACGGGCAGCUGGGGAUGCUGGUCUUCAGGCACGAGAUAGAGGCCCACCUUCGCAAACAGAAGACGAGUAGCAAAAAAACCUGAACUCCCAGGGAUAGAUCCAGGGAGGUUUUGUACUUUUUUCCCUUUGUGAUCACUGAACAUGUGGCUGUGACAAAGAAAAGAUUUCCCUCAAGGGAAAGAAAAAAAAAAGUUCAACUGAUUAGUAAAAGAGAUGGGAGAGAGCCUCUGAUUUCUCUCUGCCUAUUUGGCUCAACGCAACAGGAAUUAAAAUCUCCCACUUGGCCUGCAGGAGCAGCCCAAAUGCAUCCCGUGCAGAGUCUGACAAAGGCAGGAUGAUUGUGAGGUUACAAGCCUAACUGCGUGGAGGUUUUGUGUUUACAGCAGAGUGAGAGCUAUUAUCUUUUGUGCCCGUUGAAACAUUCACAAAUUAUAAAAAGUUUUUUUUAUAAGGAGUUCUUUCAAAUGAAAGGCAAGCACAUGUCUCCCCUAUGAGUGAUGACUGCGUGGGUAGGGCUGUCGUGCCUGGAAAUGCUGACAUAUCAGGAGACCUUGUGAGCUUCGGAGAUACACUCCUGGCGAUCCUUGUGAGUAUAUUAAGCAAAACCAAAUGGACUCAAAAAGAGAAAAAGAGAAACUAUUGUGUCAUUUCCAUCCAAGAUUAACCAAAAAUAAUCUGCUCAUCUUUUUUUAUUAUAGUUUUAACCAUCCUCGUUUCUUAAUUUUAUUUAAAAAUGCCUUUUUUUUGCUUAUGAGUUAUAUUCUGCUUAUUUAAUUACCAAUUUGCAAGCCUUACUAAGAUAGCACAAGUUAGCAUACAUUUUUAUAUACUUUAAGAAAAUACUUGUAUUGUGAGAAACUUUAGUUCAGAUUGAGCCCCAUAUCCAAGGACAUGCCAAAUGCUGAUCCCGUCAGACCCUGAAUGUCAGGUGGAAGUCGUGGCAUGGGGCUACUGAUACAUCGAGACUUAGAGAUACUUUAUCUGAAGAGUAUUUCCCAAGAGGAGCAACUGAACAUUGGAUGGAAAGAAAGAUAUACGUUUUCCCUUAACAGAAAGCCUCAUUCAGACUGGUAAUAUCUUGAUUUAUUCAAAAGUCAGAAAACACAUUUUCUCCUCAGGAGAACUGGGGACCACGUUCUUACCUGUUUAAAUAAACCAAAGUAUACUGUGUGAACCAAACUAUCUUUUUUCAAAGCAGGGUGCUCUUCCUGGCUGCUGGCUUUUAUGAAAAGAAAUGCAGAAAAAUGUAUUUUGUGAAAGAUCACUCCAUCUGCCAGAGUCAAGUGGGAUGGGAGAUUUUGCUACAUGUUCACCCACCCCAAUCUACGGGAAAGUAAAUAUUUUUUAAAUUAAACAGUUCUACUUAGCUGCCAAGAUGCUUCUGAAAAUGGCAUUUUAUUACAGUUUCCAACUAUUUUUUAAAAAUACAGUUAACAUUGAGUGAUUUCUACAUUCAUGUGAAAAUUAUUUAUUUAUUAGCCAGCACCAGAUGCAUGAGCUAAUUAUCUGUGAUUCCUUGCCUUCUGUUUGCCCACAGUCAACUCAUUGUUUAAAAGCUUCCAGAACAUUCAAGCUGUUGGUGUGUAAAAAAAAAAAAAAAAAAAAAAAAUGCAUUGUAUUGAUUUGUACUGGUAGUUCGUAAAAUUUAAUUAAAACACAGGACAUGAAUGGAAGGUAACAUUGGACAGCUAAUAAAAUAUGAUUUGUGGAUAUAA
Molecule: messenger RNA, 5617 nt
Organism: Canis lupus familiaris (dog)
Lineage: Eukaryota; Metazoa; Chordata; Mammalia; Carnivora; Canidae
Gene: CSGALNACT1
Product: chondroitin sulfate N-acetylgalactosaminyltransferase 1
Exons: 13
Coding region: 2399-3985 (528 amino acids)
Cellular component (GO): Golgi cisterna membrane
Molecular function (GO): glucuronosyl-N-acetylgalactosaminyl-proteoglycan 4-beta-N-acetylgalactosaminyltransferase activity
Source: RefSeq, a predicted model, not a curated record